GCGGCGUUCGGCGCCUUCUGACCGCCAUAUUGUUUGCAGUGAUUAACGCACGUCGUGUUUUUUUUUACACAGCAAAGCAUCAAUAAUAUAAAUAUAAAUAUCCUCAUAUUGUUUAUUAAAAAGCCGCAAAAAUUUCGCGCAAAGGCAAUAAUAUGAAGAAAAACAAAGAAGUGUCCGACGACGACGAAUAUUCAGCGGACGAUCCUGAGGAAAUGGGUGAAGAAGCAUCCGAUGAAGAGUUAGAAGGGGCAGAGGGUGGAGCUAAAAAGAGGCCAAGAAGAGCUGCUGCUAACAAGAAGAGACAACACUCGGAAGAUGAAGAAGAAGAAGAGGAAGAUGAUGAGGAUAAUGAAGGCGAAGAAGAUGAAGAAGAAGAUUCUGACUCCGAUUCACCGACAAAAUCUAAAAAGAAACGACGGUCCAAAAAAGAGGAGGAUGAAGAUGAGGACUCUGAUGACAACAGUUUUCAUGAGUCGUCUGGGAUACCACCAAAGGACUACACAUCAGGGGCAUUUGUUGUUGCUAAAGCUGAUGUCGGUGGUAGCAACGAUCCAACUUUAUGGAGGAUAGACGGCAAAGCUUUGUUGCAAAAAUAUUUACCAUUUAAAGAAGAAGGCAAAACUUUAUACAAAAGCACAUCCACGUACUCGGGAUGGUCAGCAAGUAAUAAAGACAAAUACUUGGCUGCUCAGGUUACCUUCAAGGUGCAAAACAGAAAUGAAGUAAUCGUCGAGCUUCAUCUCGACGAGCAACAACAGCAAGAAGUUGUAAAGUAAGCCCUAUAAUUAAUAAUUAUCAUCAUCAACAGUCCUCUGUCUCUCUGUCUUAAUAAUUAUAAUGGCAAACAAUAACAUUUUUUUUUUAUUUAUUACUAUUUUAUAUUUUUCGCGAUUAUUUUUUUCGACCGCCAAUACAUCAAAGGAUUUAAUAUUUCCAGAUCGUAGACUGGUAUUUUUUUUUUUUAAGUUUUACCAAUGCAACAAUUACCAUAUUUAUAACGAUUUUAAUUUAUGAGAGAACAUGAGGCUCGUAAUUAAUAAAAUAAUCAUAAUUAUCGAUAUGUCUAUUAAAUAAUUUAAACUUACUUAUACUUUUUCCGGUUAUAAUUCUUUUUUUCUAGAUUUAAAUUUAAAUUAUCGAUUAAAAAAUUUUAACUGGUCAAAACUCUACAGUAAAAAUUUCUUUUUUAGUUAUCAAAAAAAAAAAAAAAAAAAAAACGGAUUUAAUGUUAAAUAGUUAAUUGAAGUUUAAUUAAAAAAUUAAAGUUUUCAUGCAUUUAUCGACCCGGUCUUUGCUAUUCUAUCAAUCUAUCAAAAUGUCUGUCGUAAAAUUCAGUUUUAAAAUCGUUAUUAUUUUAAUAAAAUAAAAUGUAAACAUGAAGACCAUGCUGACGAGUCAUUAAUUUAGUGGAUAAAAAAAUUUCAAAUUAUUAAUUAAAAAAAAAAAUACUUGCAAAAUUAUAAGUAAAAAUUUUUUUAAACAUUAACUUAACAUAUUAAUAAAUAAAUAAAUAUAUACAUAUACUAUUUAUCAUUAAAAAAAAAAUGAAAUCGAUAAUUAUAAUUCUGUAAUGCAACGUGUUCUAAUGUAUAAUUAUAAAACAAAAUUACGUUAAUUAACUGUAAUUAAAUCCUGAUAAAAUUUUGUAAUUAUAAUGUGUAAGUGCAAAAAGAUAAAAAAAAAAAUUAAAAAAAGUAUGGUCUUCAAAUUUUUUUGUCGUUCAUUAUGAUAAUGGUU
Microplitis mediator is the source of this 1737-nucleotide messenger RNA. RefSeq names its product nucleolin-like. The record is from RefSeq and is a predicted model, not a curated record. Gene Ontology annotation, cellular component: nucleus. The coding region runs from base 153 to 776 and encodes 207 amino acids. NCBI's taxonomy places the organism in Eukaryota, Metazoa, Arthropoda, Insecta, Hymenoptera, Braconidae. The transcript is spliced from 4 exons.